This is a messenger RNA of Peromyscus maniculatus bairdii (prairie deer mouse), 4132 nucleotides long. It is a transcript of the gene Chrna2, whose product is annotated as cholinergic receptor nicotinic alpha 2 subunit. Gene Ontology annotation, molecular function: transmembrane signaling receptor activity; acetylcholine-gated monoatomic cation-selective channel activity. Gene Ontology annotation, cellular component: postsynaptic membrane. The record is from RefSeq and is a predicted model, not a curated record. Lineage: Eukaryota; Metazoa; Chordata; Mammalia; Rodentia; Cricetidae. Gene Ontology annotation, biological process: monoatomic ion transmembrane transport.
GAGCACAGUAUGAGCCUGUUUCCUUUCCUGCUUUGCCCGUGGUCUCUCCCGGGGGCAGGCUUGGACUUCACCUGCAGAAGCUCUAGUGCUGGUGGCUUUCCAAGACAGCCUCUUCAGUGGCACCUGCAUGAAGCCUCCACCAUCUCCUGGAGCUGCAUAGCCCCGGAAAGACUGACCGCUCUGUUGAACUUGGCCACCCACUCCCAGGAGGCUAGCCCGAGUCCCUCAUCCCAACAGUGCCUCCUGAAACCUCCGGUCUCUGCACCUGUGCAUGCAUGAGCUGAAGCAACUGAGCUCCAUUCCGCACUUGUCAGCUGCCUAUAGUCUUCCAGCUGACCGGUUCCCUGCAUGCGCUGAGUGGCCUGUCUUCUUCUAUGACCACAGUUGCAGGGGGGAGACAGGACCUCGCGGAAGCCAGCUCCUAGGGAUCCAAGGGAGACCAGGACCCUCUGAAGCCAUGGCCCCCUCCCAUCCUGCUCUCCAGUCCUGCAUACGUCUCUGUUUCUGGUGUCUCCUUCCGAUGUCAGCAGUGUUGGCCCAGCGGGGCUCGCACACUCAGGCUGAGGACCGCCUGUUCAAACACCUGUUUGGAGGCUACAAUCGCUGGGCACGGCCAGUGCCCAACACUUCAGAUGUGGUCAUCGUGCGCUUUGGACUAUCCAUUGCCCAGCUUAUAGAUGUGGAUGAGAAGAAUCAAAUGAUGACCACCAAUGUCUGGUUAAAGCAGGAGUGGAGUGACUACAAACUGCGCUGGGACCCAGCUGAGUUUGGCAACAUCACCUCCCUCCGGGUCCCUUCAGAGAUGAUCUGGAUCCCAGACAUUGUCCUCUACAACAAUGCAGACGGGGAGUUUGCAGUGACCCACAUGACCAAGGCCCACGUCUUCUUCACGGGCACCGUGCACUGGGUGCCCCCGGCCAUCUACAAGAGCUCCUGCAGCAUCGACGUGACCUUCUUCCCCUUCGACCAGCAGAACUGUAAGAUGAAAUUUGGCUCCUGGACCUAUGACAAGGCCAAGAUCGACCUGGAGCAGAUGGAGCAGACGGUGGACCUGAAGGGCUACUGGGAAAGCGGCGAGUGGGCCAUUAUCAACGCCACCGGGACCUAUAACAGCAAGAAGUACGACUGCUGUGUGGAGAUCUACCCCGACGUCACCUACUACUUCGUUAUCCGCCGGCUGCCGCUCUUCUACACCAUCAACCUCAUCAUCCCGUGCCUGCUCAUCUCCUGCCUCACCGUGCUGGUCUUCUAUCUGCCCUCCGAGUGCGGAGAGAAGAUCACGCUCUGCAUCUCGGUGCUGCUCUCGCUCACCGUCUUCCUGCUCCUCAUCACAGAGAUCAUCCCGUCCACCUCGCUGGUCAUCCCACUCAUCGGCGAGUACCUGCUCUUCACCAUGAUCUUCGUCACCCUCUCCAUCGUCAUCACGGUCUUCGUGCUCAAUGUACACCACCGCUCCCCCAGCACCCACAACAUGCCCACGUGGGUGAGGGUGGCCCUGCUAGGCCGGGUGCCCCGCUGGCUGAUGAUGAACCGGCCCCUGCCACCUGUGGAGCUCCGUGGCUCUCCGGGUCUGAAGCUCAGUCCUACUUAUCACUGGCUGGAGACCAACACAGAUGCUGAAGAAAGGGAGGAGACAGAGGAAGAGGAGGAGGAGGAAGAUAUAUGUAUGUGUGGAGGUCUCCCAGACGCCCCUGUGGGUGUCCUCUAUGGUCAUGGCAAUCUGCAUCUGAGGACCCUGGGGCCUGAGGCCAAGGCUCCAUCACAGGAUAGUGAGAUCAUGCUGUCACCUCAGAUACAGAAGGCACUAGAAGACGUACACUACAUUGCUGACCACCUGAGGUCUGAGGAUGCUGACUCUUCGGUGAAGGAAGACUGGAAGUAUGUGGCCAUGGUGGUAGAUCGGAUAUUCCUCUGGCUGUUCAUUAUCGUCUGCUUCCUGGGGACCAUUGGGCUCUUCCUUCCUCCAUUCUUGGCUGGAAUGAUCUGAUUUUAUGUCCUCUAGGUUGGUUCCAAGGUGGCCUUGACAACCAUCUUCUGGUCUUCUCUAACUGGAGCCAUCUCUAGCAUGUUCUUUUGGGUCAAUACCAUCUGUCUGCUGUGUUCCUAUGAGGCUCCCAAACUAGUCUGGACUUCAGAUCCUCUUUGGAACAGCUCACAGUGACAUUGUCGUGCCAAGUGCUGAGACCACUCAACACAAUCCCUGUUUAGGGAUGCUGAGGAACUAGAAAGGGUGAAGGCAUUUCCUCUGCGGAAGGUGACGAUAUGGCAGUGACUUGAGGGAGGACAAGAUAUUCCUGAAAGAGCGAUAGGAACUGUAUAUGAACCAAAGCAUCGAACAAAGGGAUGGAGGGGUCAGACCAGGGCAAAGAGAAAUAGAACAGCACCCCAAAGAUGGGGACUUGGGGACACAGGGAGCACCUGGACGGGGGAGCUCUGAACAGCACUUUGGAUUCAGUGUCAGAGAGGACAACUUGGGAUGGGGAGCCUGGGAAGGCAGGUUGGGGUAUCUUUAAUCCAGACCGAGGACAAAGUUCAGAGUCUUCUCGGAAUGUGUCUCUGCAUGUUUUGUGAGGUAAUAGCAGUGGCACAAGGCUAUUUCCAGGAGGAGUGAGGCACAAAAGUUCUCAACCUGAAGGUCUCGACCCCUUUCACUUAUCAGAUAUUCUGCAUAUCAGGUGUUUAUAUUAUGAUUCCUAACAAUAACAACAUUACAGUUAUGAAGUAGCAAUGAAACAAUUUUAUGGUUGUGGAGGGGGUCACCACAACAAAAGGAACUAUAUUAAAGGGUCGCAGCAUUAGGAAGGUUGAGAACCACUCGUCUAGAUGUCCUGAUGGAUGCUUGGGGCAGAGGGAUGGCAUGGAACUGGGUGGAGGUGGCUGGCCCAUUGUUCAUCUGAAAGCCCCUUUGAGCCCCCAGGCUGCCCUCAGCAGCAUGUCUCACUGUUCUGGGCUGCAAAGAGGUCCAGUAAUUGUUGCCAGGGGUCAGGGCCACUUUCAGAUCACCAGGGGACACACAAAGAAGGCAAUCUGCAUGGUUGGGACCCCUCUUGUCACUCACAGGCACUGGUCCCGAGUCCCUCCUCUGUCAGCACGCUUUGCAAAGGAACUGAGAACUUCGCUUCAAGCUCUUUAGAUUACGUCCUUCAGGGCAGGGUCUCGGCUUUUACAUUCUCUCCAGCCCAGCCCCACGCUGGGGGAUAGAACUCAGCACCUGGACCGUUCGUUUACUCUGAGCAGUGGAAAGAGAUGAACAGGGUUGCUCUGUUCUCCUCCAGGACUGCUGUGUAAUGUCACAUCUUCAGGGAGCUUUCUUCUCCACCCUUCCCUCAGUCCCAUCAGGUGGCUAACCUGCUCUGAGCUGUCCUGUGCAGCACGUUCUUGCAUUUGGAGCAUUACAAGACCCUCCACGGCAUAGGAGCCCAGGGGAUCAGGCCUCUCAGAACAUCGUUCAGUCCCUGAGGAGCCAGACCUCAGAAGCUAGUAGCAAUAGCACCCCAGAUUGCUAACAGAUAUAGAGACCAAGGCAGGAAGCAGAGCAGCGCAAGCUCCUGGCUUCGCUGUCUUAGGGUGCUCUCUUUCUGAAGCCCACACAUGGCUCCUUGACAGACUCCUAGGGGAAGCCUGCUUCCCAAAGGCCUCACCUGGACACCCUGCUAUCAGUUCCCAUGAGUCUGCACUCAGUCACCAAUUCAGGUCUUGGCUCCUCCUUCCUCCAGUGAACGCAGCCUGCAGCCUCCCCUCCCUCCGUUCCAAGCCCUCAGACGGGCUCCCCUGAUGGGGAGAUGCUCGCCGUGUGCUUGCCCACAUCCCAUCCUCCUUGCAUGUGAGCGAAAUAAAGCUGAGAUGGCUGCUCUCAAAAGUGUCAUGCCUUCCUGCCAGCCACCUCAGCUGCCACUGGCAUCAUCUGGUCCCCUCCAGAGUCAGGGUGGUUUGGGGACACUCAGGGGAGGAAUGUCCCACAGAGGGAACUACACCAUGUCUUCCUGGAAAGCUCCUUUGGGAUGUGUUACCACUACUGCCUACAUGGGGCAAAGGGCAGGAGGCCACCCCACCCUCCUCAUGGGCUGGGGCUCCAGGUCAGCUUCCUCCCACAGAGAGCGGAUCAAAUAAACGAUACAGUCAAGCUAACCAC